Messenger RNA from Physella acuta, 968 nucleotides. RefSeq lists its product as uncharacterized. The record is from RefSeq and is a predicted model, not a curated record. NCBI's taxonomy places the organism in Eukaryota, Metazoa, Mollusca, Gastropoda, Physidae.
GUGUAAAGUGGUCACGUGCCGACAACAAACAGUCACGUGAGCAGAGUUCCGGGGAAAUCAAGCAGAAGAUGAAGGUCGUGUUUGUUUUCGUGGCGAUCACAAUAGUGAGUGGACAGGACCCGACCACCGUCUGCCUCCCCCCACAGAUACAAGCUGGCUUCUUCAACUUCAUCGACAACAGUUAUGGCAGCUACGCGGCAGACUUCAGUAGGGGUCAGGCGGCAAAGUUUGGGGCCAAUGACGACCCCAGGACAGUCUUUGAUCUUAGAACGUUUUUGGCCUACAACAUAACCAAGGACGACAACUGCACUGUGUACAGGAUGGACAGCUCAGAAGCGAUCUUUCAGUGUUUGCCGCCUACAGCCUACGUCAUUAGCCCUAAUGGCACCCAUCUGGGUGGUGGCGCUGACGUCCUUGACGUGCAGACAUGGGAGCUUGACCUUGGCCAGGACACGACCAUGAGGCUGGCCUUCACGCUUGGCAGCCCACGCCUCCCAUUGGUCCGUCACAUCAAACGUACCGGAAGUGGAAGCCCCCUAGCGGUCAUCAUCUUUUACAACCCGGUGACCCAAGUUGACCCAGCAGUCUUCACACUACCCCGCUCGUGCUUCCAUUCUAAACUCAGACCCAGGCUAUAAACAAGAUGGGAUUGCACACAACACAUAAACAAGAUAGAGAUUUACACAAUAAGUAAGCAACAUGGGAAUUCACACAAUAAAUAAACAGGGAAAAACACAAUAAAUAAACAAAACAGGAAUUUAUACAAUUUACACGCUGGGAAUUCACACAAUAAACAAGCUGGAAAUUCAUAUAAUAGCUAAACACAGAGCUGUCUUACAUCCUACCUCAUACAGUCAAAAACAGUACUUGGAUAUCAUUCAAGAUGUUACUUUUAUUUUUAUGUUUCUUACUUUUAAAAUAAAGCCGAAAAAAAAGCUUUGAUAUUUUGAGACACUAAAAUCACCAAA